GGGAUCCGCUUUAUUACUUAGUCAUUAUAUAUGAGAAAUAGGAAAAAUAGUAGAAAUAACAGCACAAACCUGCAAGCUGCCUUAUUUUCUAGGUACCUUUUUUUUUCCGAAAAGGACAUUUACAUUUUAUUCACUUUAACAUGCAGACGUUCUUGCAUAAAUGUGUCCUCUUUUGCGUUCUUCAUCAUGCCCUUUCCGCACCUGGUGUACUGGCUGAGGACGUUUCCAUGCGAUCUGAGGGCACCAGUGAAACCACUCCGUCCACAUUUACAGCAGUGCCUGUGGAUUCUGUUUCUUCUAGAGGUGAAAGGUCCCCUACCACAGAUACGAGUGCCACCUCUUCUGUAGAGGAUGCCAGUGUCUCAGAAGUCCCAGUCACCCUUACAACAACCUCCCACAAUUAUGGUAUAGAAACCAGCUGGACUACUGCAGAGACAACAAUAUCGCCACAAGCACCUUCAGAAACCGACUCGACGACCUCUGUGUCUACCUCUGAUCGAGUCACUAUGGAAACUGUCACAUAUGCUGCUAACCCAGUAGCGUCGUCUGCAUCUUCAGAGAAGUACAUCUCCACCCUCGUUUCCACCUUCAGUCAAGUCGCUAUGGAAAUGGUGACAACUCCGAUGCAUGACCCAGUAGCAUCUCCAGAAAGUGACUCCACCAAUCCUGUAACAACAUCUACUGAAGUUAAAACAGAAAUGGUCUCAAGUCCUACCCAUACACCAACAGCAUCCACUACAUCUUCAGAAAAGAAUUCCACUACCAUUGUGUCUACCUCCACUCAGAUACAAAUGGAAACUAUCACAACUCCAGCCCAAACCCAAACAGCAUCUCCAGGAAGUGACUCUACCAAUCUUAUGGUCACCUCUAGCAAAGUCACAAUGGAAAUGGUCUCAGACGCUACUCAAACUCCAACAGCAUCCACUACAUCUUCAAAACUAGACACCACGAUUCUUGUGACAUCCUCCAGUCAAGUCCUAGUCCAUAACCAGACAGCAUCUCCAACGUUUCCAGAAAGUUACUCGACCAGUCAUGUGACUCAUUCAGACAAAGUCACCACAGAAAUGACCACAAAUCCUACCUAUAACCCUACUGCUUCCCAUACAUCUUCAGGAAAUGAACAGACGGCCCCUGUGACCGAGUCAGACUAUUUUACAGAAAUGCUUUCAACUACUAAUCAUAACUCCAUGGCAUCUGCGACAUUUCCAGGAAAUGUUCCUGAAAUUCACUCGAGUACCUCUGACCAUGUCACCACAGAAAAAGUCAUAACUCCUACCAGCAGCCCCUUCCAUUCCUCUACAUAUGCAGGAAAUUACUUUACCACCACUGCUUCUGUCACUACCGCUAACUUGAUCACCUCUGGUGCACCACCUCAAAACUCCACUAACCACAUGACUACUUCUGCUCAUACCACUAUGGACACAGUCACAACCUCUGAUUUGAAGACCACAUCAUCCCAUUCCUUACCAGCAAAGGACUUAACCAACCUCAGCAGUACCACAGCAGAGUUAGGCACAUCCCCUUCUAACAGUUCUACAAUGUUUACCUCCCCCACCACAAGUGUACUUGUGAGAAGCUCAAACAGUGCACCAACACACAUCUACACAACUUCCUCUGAAAGUCGCAAUACACUUCCAGAAUCAGAAAACACCUCAAGUGGCACCAGUAGCCCUGAAGAAAAUGACACUACUGAACAGACGUCUGGUACCCCUGAAAGUAUGACAACACCAGAUACAGGAACAAAGCUCACACUGACAACAAGUCCUUCCUCUGCCAUACCCACGGAGUCUGAUGAAGGCUCCACUCAAGUCACGACCGUUGGAAACAGCAUCUCAACACCAUCCCCUGGCAUCACUUCCACCACAGUAUGGUGGACAGACUCCAGUACAACAUCCCCAAAGCAGAACAGCAGUUCUGCCCCGGUCGAGCCCAGUACCGCAUCAACCACCAACCCCGGCACUACAGAGGUUCCCGUCAAACCCGCAGGAUUCUGCAGCUCGAACCCGUGUCCGUUCAGCAGCAUCUGUGUGGAGCUCAGCGGGAACUUCACCUGCCAGUGUCUUCCCGGGUUCUUCUAUUCCACGGGCCGCUGUGAACGAGCCAGAGUCUUUCCUGGAGAUCUGCGUGUCACACAUCUGACGUUUGAGCCCAAAAUGAGCAACAGGACAUCUCAAGUGUUCCGGGACACGGCAAAGCGCAUUUCGGAUGCACUGAGAGAGGCUCUGAAAGAUCAACCAGGGUACGUGAAAUCCACUGUUCUGGAGCUAAGGAAGGGGAGUGUGGUGGCCUCUGUGAACAACGUGUUCGCACUUGGCUCCAACGCCACCCAGCAGUCCACCGCCACCGCCAUCGGCGCCGCCAUCCAGAACUGCAAUGGCACCUGCGGCCUGCUGGCCGCCGCGCAGUUCAGAGCUACCGACCUCUGCCAUCAACAGCCGGCUCCCUGCGACAUCAAGACCACCGCCUGCGUGUUCGCGAUCAAUGGUACCGUCGCGUGCACCUGCCGGGAGGGCUACGUCCCCUCCUUCUAUUCCAGCAGCACCUGCACAGCGUCCCUGCUGGCUCUGGUGGUCGUCUCCUGCGUUCUGGCUCCCCUGCUGCUCGUCGUGCUGCUCGCCUUCGUCGUCUACUGCCGGAGGGGGCCGCCGAGAAAGGCCGGAUACAGCAGCCCGCCGCCUGGCGAGGAGCUCCGGGCGACGUGGCCAAGCCAGGAAUUCACCCACAUCCCGCGUGCCGCUACCAACUGGGAUCCCGCCCCGAUGGAGAUGGUAGAGAACAGCCACCUUGGUUCUGAGCUCGACAAGAAGUGGCACAGCAACGGCUUGGUGGAACCCUAUGAAGUCUCCCCAGAGGACAUGAGGACCUUCAAAGGGAAAAACACGACGCGAUACUCCUACCUGAUCCAGGGCCACGAGAACCCGUACUUCCUCGCGGAAGAUCGCAGGACCAAAUGAAACGCCUCGUAACGUGGAGUUUGGAGAAGUGGGAGAACAGAGACUUUGCUCCCGGGCCCAUUUUGUACAGCAUCCUGCAGGUGAAAACUUUUUUUUUUUUUUUUUUUUUCUUUUUUUGUGAAAGAGUGCAGUGGAAAAGCAAGCCUGCAAAAUGUACCGCACGACUGUAAAAUCUGUGCUUUAUUUCCUACCAAAGUCAGAAGCACCGUCUGCAAACUCGAGGAACAAACUGACCCGCUCGGCAUUACUAGUAAUUCGUAACGGAGGCUGGAUUUCGGAGAAAAAUCCCAAAAAUAUCAGUUGGCCUGAAGAUUGUUUCUUUUGAAAUGAGCAAAUGAAACAAACAAACAAACAAACAAACAC
Molecule: messenger RNA, 3317 nt
Organism: Scleropages formosus (Asian bonytongue)
Lineage: Eukaryota; Metazoa; Chordata; Actinopteri; Osteoglossiformes; Osteoglossidae
Product: mucin-5AC-like
Exons: 11
Coding region: 141-2954 (937 amino acids)
Source: RefSeq, a predicted model, not a curated record